This is a messenger RNA of Astyanax mexicanus (Mexican tetra), 5635 nucleotides long. It is a transcript of the gene slc1a2b, whose product is annotated as solute carrier family 1 member 2b. The transcript has 11 exons. Gene Ontology annotation, molecular function: glutamate:sodium symporter activity; neutral L-amino acid transmembrane transporter activity; L-glutamate transmembrane transporter activity. The record is from RefSeq and is a predicted model, not a curated record. Bases 306 to 2006 code for a protein of 566 amino acids. Gene Ontology annotation, cellular component: plasma membrane. Gene Ontology annotation, biological process: L-glutamate transmembrane transport. NCBI's taxonomy places the organism in Eukaryota, Metazoa, Chordata, Actinopteri, Characiformes, Acestrorhamphidae.
CCCUCUGCUACCUCCACUGUUGCUGCUUCAGUGCUUCAGACCAUCUCAGCUUGGCUCUGUCUCGUCGGGACUGACUCGCACUUGCUGCUGAGGAACGGGACUUAGGGCUUUGCUGUCGGCCUUCAAAGCGAGAAGAAGUCACUUUGGCUGUGGGCUCAAUCAAGUAAUCUCGGGCAAGUGAGUCUGGACUUAAAGCAGCAGGACUGUCCUGUGUUUGGAGGCUCUUUGCUGUCUUGCUGAAUCAGCUCAUGCUCAUGGCUGAAGACUGAAGCCAGCCUGUAUAUCAUUCAAGCAACUAGCCAGAGAUGACAGCCAACAGCAUGCCUAAGCAAGUGGAGGUGCGAAUGCACGAGAGCCACCUGGAGCCCAUCGAGGCUGCCCCACGCUCAAAAUGUGCCCUCAUCUGCCAGAAGAUGCGCAAGAACCUGCUCCUCACACUCACUGUUCUGGGUGUGAUAUUAGGAGCAGUGUCUGGUAUGCUCCUGCGUGUAGCAUCUCCUAUUGAUGACAACAUUGUCAUGGUUAUUGCAUUCCCUGGAGACAUUCUGAUGCGGAUGCUAAAGAUGCUCAUCCUUCCUCUCAUCAUCUCCAGUUUAAUCACAGGUCUUGCGGGUCUGGAUGCCAAGUCUAGUGGCCGUCUGGGUACAAGAGCAAUGGUUUACUACAUGACCACUACUAUAAUUGCUGCCAUUCUGGGAGUAAUACUGGUGUUGAUCAUUCACCCUGGCAACCCGAAACUAAAGGAAAACCUUGGCGAGGGACUCCAAAACGAUGACGUCUCCAGUCUUGAUGCCUUCUUUGAUCUCAUCAGGAAUCUCUUCCCUGAGAAUCUGGUGCAGGCUUGCUUCCAGCAGAUCCAGACUGUUGUGAAGAAGGUUGAGGUCCAGCCUGAUUUUGAUGACAGCAACAGCACCAUGGAUGAGUUCCUCUCUGGAGCCACUAAGCCUCCUCCCAUAUUCAAGCAAAAGAAAUCCCUGCAGUUCAAGAGUGGAAUGAAUGUGCUGGGUCUGAUUGGAUUCUUUAUUGCCUUCGGUAUCUGCAUGGGGAAGAUGGGAGAGAAGGCAAGGCUCAUGAUUGAGUUCUUCAACAUCCUGAACGAGAUUGUGAUGAAGCUCGUCAUUAUGAUUAUGUGGUAUUCUCCCUUCGGUAUUGCCUGCCUCAUCUGUGGCAAGAUUAUCUCCAUCAAAGAUCUGGAGGUGGUGGCCAGACAGCUGGGGAUGUACAUGAUCACAGUCAUUGUCGGACUCAUCAUUCACGGGGCUAUAUUCCUACCUUGCAUAUAUUUUGCCAUUGUGAGGAAAAAUCCCUUCACCUUCUUCAUGGGGAUCUUCCAAGCCUGGAUUACUGCCCUGGGAACAGCUUCAAGUGCUGGAACUCUGCCUGUCACCUUCCGUUGUCUGGAGGAGAACCUGGGCAUUGACAAAAGAGUAACUCGCUUUGUACUCCCUGUCGGUGCAACAAUCAACAUGGAUGGAACUGCUCUUUAUGAAGCUGUAGCUGCCAUCUUCAUUGCCCAGAUGAACGGAGUUGUGCUGGACCCUGGCCAGAUUGUUACAGUCAGUCUUACAGCCACACUGGCCAGUGUUGGAGCAGCCAGUAUCCCCAGUGCAGGACUGGUAACCAUGUUGCUCAUUCUGACGGCAGUGGGACUGCCCACUCAGGACAUCAGUCUGCUGGUAGCUGUUGACUGGCUUCUGGAUCGUUUCCGUACCUCAGUCAAUGUGGUGGGCGAUUCAUACGGUGCUGGAAUCGUUUAUCACCUGUCGAAGGCAGAGCUGGAAGCCCUGGAUGCCCAGCACGGGAAAUCCGAUGACAUUGAGAUGAUGACCAAGACGCAGUCCUAUUACGAUGACCUCAAGAACCACCAUGAAAACAACUCCAACCAGUGCGUCUAUGCCGCUCACAAUUCAGUCUUGGUAGAUGAAUGCAAGGUAACCUCGGCGGCCACGAAUGGCUCAACUGCGGAGUACACACUUGUUGAAGAGGAACCACGGAAAAGUGAUUAAUGUGACCACACAGACACCCUGUGUUCAAGCCCCCAAGCUUUCUUAUUUUGCGGAAGAAAAAGAGAGGGAGAGAAAGAAAAAAAAACACUAAAAUCAUGCACACAGAACAAAUGAUGGGUUUUGUAGUUUAGUCUUCUAUUAUUCCCAUUACAGUUUGUUUAACAACCUGUUUGACUGUCUGAAAUAACUUGUACUAAUGCUAAAAAAGGGUUAGAAUCACACUGUCUGAUAGAGCACUAACAUGUGCCUAUGAGCUAACACUUGCGCAGCGGAUUGCAAGGCUUUGGAGGGUAAAAGGAGAGAUGAUAUACAAUGCAACUUAAAUUAUUCUGAUGGUAAUAUAUACUAUAUGCAUGCUGUUUAUUUCAAAACUAUGGUAUGUAGUUUUGGAGUUUUGGGGGGUUGGGGGGGACGAUGAAUGCGUUUAAUGGCGUAGGAGCAGAGCUUUGAGAAGGUAGGGAGAGAAGACAAAUAACCCAGCAGUUAGUUCAGUGUGAACUGAAUGCUAAAUGCUAAGUCUGUGCAGAAGCCAAUACCCUUACGGUUCAUAUUCUCCUCUUUAUAGCAAUAGUCUAGCAAUUUACUGUACGGUUUACUCUCCAUGACCUCUGACCUACCUGACACAGCCUGCUAACAACACAUGUCCUCUCAGAGAGCAUCUACAGUCCCCAGUGACCUGCUGGGGGAUCUGGCUACACACGUAGGGCAGUAAUAUAGGCAACUGCACAUGAUCAAAGGUCGUAAAAGCACAAGCCAUGUUAAAAGACUGAAGACCUCCCCCCUCCCUUCUGAAUCGGAAAUCGUUCAACCACUUUUUCCCUUUUCUCUAAGGGGCCUAGUGGGCUUCUUUGAUUUUUAUUGAUAAAUAAGAGAACUAAUGGGCAGGGUUUAGGAUUGUUUUAGUGUAGCGUAGGUGAGACUAAGGCAUAAAUGCACAUCAGAGUACGGACCAAACAAGCAGCAGCAGCUCAGCCUACAGCUUCAUUGACAUUCACUGAAAUUAGCCUGUUGGUUGAUUAGCCGACUCUAUUUUGAGCCAAUUCAAAGCACAAGAGCAGAGCCUAAUGAAGGACCACUCAAUACUGACAAUUAGAGCAUAAUUCUGAAAAACGAUGGUGAUUAUCUCAGUAUUUUUUAAAGGCGAUGAUCAUAUUUUAAUCAAUUUGCUUAGUUUGAAGGUUAAUUAUUCACAUUUUAAGUUAUGGAUUUGGCUUCCUUGGUGAAAACACUGCAACUAUUCUGGCAUGAGGAUACAUCUCCAAUUUCAUGUGCCCAAAAUUCACUACUCUAAAUACUCACAUGAGAAAUUCUCAAUCAGAAUCAGCACAUUUUUCUCUAAUCUGUGGACUGUAGAAUGUUAGAUACUCAGGCAAAUAAAUAAAAAUGCACUCAUUAUCGUCAGGGAAGACAUUCCUAAUGCAGGCGGUUUGAAGUAUUUUAUAUAUGAAGCCCUCAGAACAUGCUGGAGAGUAAUUGUUUACCUGUUUACAAAUUCACAGUGGGUUUACAGAUUGCCAAAUGCCUAUUGCCUUUCUAUGUAUAAAAGCUUGCACUGUUUUAUAUUGGCUUUCUCGCACUGUUUAUCAUUUAUCCACAUAAAAAAAUAAAACUUUUUUUUUUCCUGUUACCUAAGAAAGCAAGCGUAUCUUCCCAAAACAUUUGAAUCAUUUGAAAAAGAAAAAGCACACAUGUUAAGGGACAAGGUUAAGGCUUUUAAUACAUUCCAGUUCAGAUUACCUUGGCUUGUAUCCUUUUUCAAAAGCACACAUCCAAAACAAUACAGAACAAUCAUAAAAAGUAAUAUAACGUAUCUGUUUAUGAGGACAGAAAGGAGGAAAGUGAACCCAGAAGAGAACAGACAGGAGUGCAAAAGUGAGUUGCUCUAGUGAUUAAAAAAAAAAAAAGAAAUGUCCCAGAGCCCAGUGUGUAUUAGCGUAUUAGUGCCACCUGCUGCUCACCAUAUCUACACUACUAGCACAUGACUGUUCUGGCAGCCCAAAUAUGCUGCAAUACUUAUACCUAUAUUGACCUAUAUUGUCAAAGACUGACCAAUGGCAGGAUAUACCUCUACGAGUUAUAGUCACCAUCACCAGGAAUCACAGGAGCUGGCAUGGAACCUAUUGCUCAAUUAGUGGACAAAAGUUACGGCAAUGAAAACACACACAAAACAUACACACAAAUAAUACAUAAGCACAUUCCAUAGCCAUGUGUAUUCCUGUUUAAGAUGCAAGAAUGGAUGAAUAGACAGAUGAAUAGAUGGAUGGAUCUUAUGAAUUUUCUUGUUGACCUCCUUUAAACACUGCCUUGCCUCUAAAGCAUUAACCAGUAGACAUACAUAAAUACAUACAUCUGAUUGUGAGUGUGUCCAUUCUCAAAAGCUCAUUAAUGUGUUCUUAGAAAGCGUAUCACUCACAUUCAUAGCACAAAGUUCAUAGUUUAUUGCUUUUUAUGUAUAAUUUUUAUUUUAUUUUAAUUUUUAAAUCCCCAAAAUGUAUGGCAUUUUAUUUUACGACAAUUUAUUUUUUAUGAAAUAUAAAGCCGCUUUGUGAAGACCACCAGCAUAAACGCACAGUUCAUUUAUGUAUUGAUAUUUCACUGUAUUGCUUGGGAAUCAUCACUGCACCCCAGCACUGUAUUUUUAUUUUCUUUUUUUUUUCUUUAAAAUGGAUAUUUCCACAUUCCCCAAACAUUAAAAUUUUAUAAGUAUCUAAUGUGACCAGCUAUGAAUGGAGAUGGAUAUUAAUCCAGAAGCAGACACCCUGUUUGCAAAUGGACUGACAAGCCAGAUUUGAGCUCACUGUUACAGAACCAUGGAUGUUUCAUUGUUUUUCACCAGUUUUUCUUAAACAGCAUGAAUUGAAAAAGUGCCUCCCUGCACUUUGUGUACAUAUUGUAGGUAACAGAUUUUUCUUGUUUUCUUUUAUUUUUCAGUGGGGAAACAUGUAGUGUUUAAUUGCGUGACCAUUUCUCUUUUGUAAUCAUAUAGAAAUGUAUCUUCUAUGUAAUGCGUAAACAAAAGGAAGUAGCGUAGGUAAUGUAUAGAGACGAGUGUAAUAAAUUGCUUGGUUUUAAGCUUAAAUAGCUGCAUUUAGCUGUCUCACAUAAAUGUUUCAUAUCUGAUAUAUAUCCUUUUUGUAUCUAAUGCAAGUUUUUGAAUGUUUAUUCCCUACAGAAAAAAAAAAUCAUGUCAGUCAUGUGUGCAUUCGUUUUCAUUGUACAUAAAUAUAAAUAUAUAUAUGAUUUACUCUGUGAAAUUGCAAUGCGGAAUGUUCCAGAUGUUUCAUCGACUCUUACUUGGGGAAUUAAAACGGAAGGGUGGAAAGGGACAGAGGCAGGGAGCAGUUUUAAUGCUGUAGGAACGUGCUUUUGGUUGGGAGUGCCCCUGAUCUAUAUGUGGAUAUUGUUAUAAAAUUAAAUGUUCGUAUGAAAUUUGAUCUAAAUCUGCUUACAUGUGUAAAAUUGAUCAACAAAUUAAGUAUUAAGUAUUAAGUAUGGCCAUUUUGAGCAAGCUGACUGUGUCCCUGUCAUGUGCUCUACUACUUUCUCCUUUUCUGUGUGAUUUCUGCUGCAUUAGCUGCAACUCACAUAUCCAUUAGAGAGCUGCUCGUAAUACAUUCUGUACUAUAAGU